UAAUACAUCGAAUUUCCGGCCAGAUAAAUUAGAAUUAAAUCCAAAGAAAAUCAGCUGAAAUUAAUAGAAAAUAAAGGAAUUAGGGUUUAUGCAACGUACCUGCGAUUAGGGCAAAUUUUGAACCUUCGUCUUCUUCAAUUCCGAAUCAGGAAAUGAGUGAUACUGAAGACAAUGAGGAAACUGGGAAAAACGUGCCAGUUGCUGCUGUAGAUAAUAGGCAACCAGAAAAUAUUCAAGAAAUUGAUCAUAAUAAGCAGAACAAUUCUCCUCGUUCUGGAGAAUCUGAGCCAGUCCAGGAAACCCCAAAUCCUGCUGAAAAUGGAGAAGCUCUACCUGAUAAGACCGACAUUGAAAUGACCACUGAUGGUAAAAAUAAUGUAGAACCACAGUCCAAUUCACCCCAACCUGAUCAAGAUUCACCUCCUCCCUCAGUACCAAGAAAUGAUGAUGACCAACAAUUAGUCAAGCCAGAUACCGAACCCUUGAGUGGCGAUGACCAACAAUUAGUCAAGCCAGAUACCGAACCCUUGAAUGGCAAUGACCAACAAUUAGUCAAGCCAGAUACUGAACCCUUGAAUGGCGAUGACCACCAAUUAGUCAAGCCAUAUACUGAACCCACAGCUGAUGCCAAGACGGAAGCCCAGGAUUUGCCUCAAAGUAAUAAUCAUGGGUGUAAGGAUGGCGACCCUGUUUCCACAAGUCAUCCAGAGACUGCUGAACCCACUGUUGGUGUUAAAACUGAAGCUUCUCAAGUUCCCGAGGGUGAGUCUAGUAGUGCUGUUGGAGAUACUGUAACAGUGAGUCAUAAUGAAGAUGUUACGCCUCAUGCUGGAUCUUCUGAUAGAAAAGCUGAUACUGGGAGUGGAGAAGAAUUGAAGCAUAAUGAAAAAGAUAUUACUACUCCCAAAAAUAAUGGAAACCCAAACUCGAAGUGCUUGUUUCUUUUGGAUGACAGCCACAUGUCUGACGGUAAUGAUUCUGGGACAGAAGAGGAGCAAUCAGCUUUCAUGGCGGUGGUGGAAAAUUUCUUUAGGGAGAGGAGCAUGGAAUUUAAACCUCCUAAGUUCUAUGGAGAGGGUUUGAAUUGCCUUAAGCUUUGGAGAGCUGUGACUAGAUUAGGUGGCUAUGAUAAGGUUACCUCAAGUAAGUUGUGGCGGCAAGUGGGAGAAACCUUUAAACCUCCAAAGACAUGCACUACGGUUUCAUGGACGUUUCGUGGCUUCUACGAGAAGGCACUCCUAGAUUAUGAAAGGCAUAAAUUUGGUACGGAGCCCAGUGUACCAAUCUCUUCCCAGCCAGAGCCUAUGAAUAUUGAUAACCAGGCUUCAGGAUCAGGCAGAGCAAGAAGGGAUGCUGCAGCACGUGCCAUGCAGGGUUGGCACUCACAACGUAUCCUUGGUAAUGGUGAAGUCAGUGACCCUAUUAUAAAGGAUAAAAAUUCUGCUUCUUUGCAAAAGCGUGAAAAACAGCUUAAAAGCAUCGGUUUACUUAAAAGAAAGAAGCCGCCUUACGUGGAUCAUGUGGUAAAAGCUGCACGUACUAAAGCAUCUAAGUCACAAUUGGAUGCGGAUGUGGUUGAUCUUGGACCUCCUGCAGAUUGGGUGAAGAUCAAUGUGCAGAGAACUAAAGAUUGUUUUGAGGUCUAUGCUUUAGUUCCAGGGCUUCUACGUGAGGAGGUGCGCGUUCAGUCAGAUCCAGCUGGGAGACUGGUUAUAAGUGGAGAACCCGAGCAUCCUGAUAAUCCAUGGGGUGUCACACCUUUCAAAAAGGUUGUCACCUUACCAUCAAGAAUUGAUCCACACCAGACAUCAGCCGUGGUCACCCUGCACGGACAGUUGUUUGUUCGUGUUCCGUUUGAGCAGUCGGAAUAGUAACAUGUCAGGAUUUCCAUCCUUGUUCUGCCCCUAUAUUGACCAUGAGGCUCUUCCCAACCUUAAUCAGGCCAAGUUAGCUGGUUUAGUUGAACAUCUGGACAUCUGGACCUUAAUGUUGACUAGAUUAGUACAGGAUAUAACCUAACCUUUUGGUGUACUUAAUUACCAACAUGUUCAGUUUAACCUAACCUUUGAUGUUGCUUACCUAGGAAUUCCUUUUUUUUAUUUCAUUCAUUUUCUUGAAGAUGUGUUAA
Messenger RNA from Prunus persica (peach), 2128 nucleotides. RefSeq names its product AT-rich interactive domain-containing protein 6. The coding region runs from base 153 to 1871 and encodes 572 amino acids. Gene Ontology annotation, molecular function: DNA binding. Lineage: Eukaryota; Viridiplantae; Streptophyta; Magnoliopsida; Rosales; Rosaceae. The record is from RefSeq and is a predicted model, not a curated record. Gene Ontology annotation, cellular component: nucleus. The transcript has 13 exons. Gene Ontology annotation, biological process: regulation of transcription by RNA polymerase II.